ACAUCUUCAAUAGCUUUUCCAUUAAGCUUUCUGAAUCUCAAUUCAAAACCCUAAUUCUCUUCAGGUCUCCAACUUCUGCUCUAGAUAUGGCACCAAAGGCAGAAAAGAAGCCAGCGGAGAAGAAGCCUGCAGAGGAGAAGAAGUCCACCGUAGGAGACAAGACUCCAGCGGAGAAGAAGCCGAAGGCAGGAAAGAAGCUUCCGAAGGAGGGAGGAGCUGGCGGUGAUAAGAAGAAGAAGAGAAGCAAGAAGAGUGUGGAGACAUACAAGAUCUACAUCUUCAAGGUUUUGAAGCAGGUUCACCCUGACAUUGGUAUCUCCAGCAAGGCUAUGGGCAUCAUGAACAGUUUCAUCAACGACAUAUUUGAGAAGCUUGCGCAGGAAUCUUCUAGACUUGCCCGCUACAACAAGAAGCCCACCAUCACUUCAAGGGAAAUCCAGACUGCUGUCAGACUUGUAUUGCCUGGAGAAUUGGCCAAACAUGCCGUCUCUGAGGGUACCAAGGCCGUUACCAAGUUCACUAGUUCCUAAACAAGUUAUUUUAUGUCUGACCUGUGUUCUUGGUCCCUUAUGCUUAUUAGUUGUAUUUAUUGGAUCUAAUGUUUUAAUCCUCGAUUUCAACCAGUAGGGUUUUAGUUUUAGUUUAAACUGAAAAAAUGUGAUUGUGCACAGCCUCUAUGUAUUAAAAUGAUUAAAUUGAUGCAAUAGAAGUGUUUGAUACCAAA
Molecule: messenger RNA, 724 nt
Organism: Vigna angularis (adzuki bean)
Lineage: Eukaryota; Viridiplantae; Streptophyta; Magnoliopsida; Fabales; Fabaceae
Product: probable histone H2B.1
Exons: 1
Coding region: 87-530 (147 amino acids)
Biological process (GO): nucleosome assembly
Cellular component (GO): nucleosome
Molecular function (GO): protein heterodimerization activity; structural constituent of chromatin; DNA binding
Source: RefSeq, a predicted model, not a curated record